AUGAUUUCUAGAUUAAGACAUAUCAACAAAUUUUUUGCCAACAAUUUUAAUAGCUUCAAAACAAUUAAGCCCGUCACUGUCUCAUUCCAUACAAAUAUAGACAACGUGUCUCUCAACAAGAGCGUGAGCUACCAGAUAAGUUAAAUUUAAGGACAGUAGUUAAGCUAAAGCAAAUAAAGUUUCGAAAAUUUCCAAAGAGUAGCUAUUAUUCACAACAAAAAUAUUUUAAAAUUGUCUGAAGAUGAUAGCUCUGAGAAUGUAUCAAACAAUAAUCCCAACAACAACAACAGUAACAAUGGCUAAAGUGGGAAUCAAAAUCCAAAUAAUAAUGGGAAUAAUAACAAUGAUGAAAAUACUCAUGGAAACAAAAAAGGUGUUACUUUGAAGACAAUUCCUAUGAGAAACUGGAAAGCCACUGAUUUGACUGAAGAGGAACUAAAGUUGACACCUUAAACUCACAUCAUCUUCUCUUCUUAAUAACCUAUUCUACCUUACUCAAAGGUUCCCUGUUAAAUGAAAACUGGUAACUUAACAGAGAUUAAUCAUGAGCUUGCCUACUUUAUUUUAAAUGAAGCUGGCGAUGUUUAUCAAAUAGGUCUAGAGCUAGAAAAGAAUGUUGGUAAAUAGCUAUCUAAAUCCUUUAAAGGUAAAACCGCAGAAGUCUCUUCUACAUAGCAAAAUUUCGGUCAAGUAAACGUAGACUUAGCUCCUAAAAAGCUAAGCCAUCGUGUCAAGAUUAUUGAAAUAUAAGUGAAUUCAAAUGGCAUUUUUGCAAAAACUAUUCCAUACAAGGAUGAUAAGAAUUUGAGCAAAGUUAUUGAUAAAUUUAAUUUAGAAAGAGAACUCUACUUGCUUCGUAGUUUAGUGCAAAAUAUUAAAAAAUCUGUAUCAUAUGAGAAAAUAGAAGUCAUAGGACCUCAGGAAAUAGAAACAGCAAACCUUUCUGAAGCCAAUACUGAAAUGAUUGAUCGCAUGAUAUUUUAGAUUAUUGGAGGAAUUGCAAAAUUGUACUAACGCUACAUGAAAGAAAACAUAAAUUUGUUAAUCUAGACUACUUUGGAGAGCAAGAAUGUUGUGGAAAGAGUAUUAUUUUUGAGACAGAACUUGGAAUCUCUUAAUGAUGUUAUGGAGAUUGUUAAUAGAAACUUCAAGUUAGCUGAUGAUAAUUUGAUUAGAAUGUAGACUUAAACCAGAGCAAAGCUAUCAAUGGAAUACAUUAGAUAAGCUUAUUUGGCUAAUGACAAGCAAGGAUAAUAAAAUAUUUUUGGUGUAGGUCCUGGAUUCGGUGGCUAAGGUGCAGGUGGUUAAACAUAAAAGUUAGUUUAAUAGUAUAUGUCUAAAUUGCACUUGAUUGAAGAUGAGCCUUCUAAGGAAAGAGUAAGAUAAGAAAUUGAGAGAUUUAGCUAAAUCGAUAAACACUCCAGCGAAUUCAAUAAAAUUAAUACUUAUCUCGACGAAGUCUUCAGUAUUCCUUGGAACAAAUAUACUCCUGCUAACUGGGAUAUUGGAUAUGCUAAGAAAGUUUUAGAUGAUGAAAUUUACGGAUUAGAGAAGGUUAAGGAAAGAAUUAUUGAAAUGAUUGCAGUAAAUCAAAUGAAAAACACCCACUCCAAGAGCAAAGGUUUUAUUCUUUUAUUGUAGGGUCCUCCUGGUACAGGCAAAACAUCUAUUGCCAAAGCUGUAGCUAAAGCUUUGUAAAAAGAAAAUAGAUUCAUCAGCUUUGCAGGUAUAUCUGAUCCUUCCUUCUUUAAAGGUCAUCGUAGAACCUACGUUGAUUCUCAGCCAGGUGUUUUCAUUAAGGAAUUAAUUAAGGCUUAGACAAUGAAUCCCGUAUUUAUUUUAGAUGAAAUAGAUAAAAUUUCUAAAUCAAGUAUGGGAGCUGAUCCUUAUUACAGUUUGAUGGAAAUAUUAAAUCCUGAAGAAAAUAACAAUUUCACUGAUCACUACAUGGACAUCAAGGUCGAUUUCUCUAAUACUAUUUUCAUUUUAACAGCAAACAAUAUUAUGAAUAUGCUCGAGCCUUUGAAAAAUAGAUUAGAAAUUAUUGACGUUCCUGCAUAUAUUGAAGAAGAAAAGCUAUAAAUUAGCAAGAAAUUUAUUAUUCCAAAGGCAAUUAAGAGUAAUGGUAUUAACGAAAACCUUUUUAAAUACAACGACCAAACCAUUUCUUAAGUCAUAAAGAAUUGGUGCUAUGACGAAGCUGGUGUUAGAAGCUUGAAGAGGUGCUUUGAAACAAUAUCAAGAAAGUAUGCAGUUGAACUCCUAACAAAUAACCCUGAACUUGUUUAGCUCUAACAACAAUCAUAAUAAGCAGCAAAUCAAAAAGAAAAAGAAUAAUACGAAGAAUAACAAAGAAAGCUUAAAGAAUAACAAACAUAAACUCGUUAAACUACUUAGACAAACGCCAACAAUAAUAGCGAGACUGUUCAAGUAAACACAACAGCUCCUCAAAAUGAAGAAACAUAGAGCAAUAACGCUGUCAAAAAAGAAAUUAGUUAGGAAGUUUCUUAUCCUACAAUUCUCAGUGACUAAACAGUGUAAUAGUUAAAAUUACCUGUCUUAGAUCUCACAUAAUCUACAAAUUAAAUGGAUAUUCUUAAAAAAUACUUGGGUGUUCCAAGAUUUGAUGCUGAAUUAGAUUCUCGUUAAUCAGUCGUCUUUGGUCCAGGUAUUGUAAAUAUCAUGAGUGUUGGUGGUUUUGUUGGUCAUAUAAUGAAAAUUGAAUGUGUAUUUGAUAGCACUCAAUUGGAAAAAAAAGGAACAUUCUCUUCAAGCGGUAAUUUGCAAUAAGUUUUGUAAGAAUCUUUGACUAUUGCAAAAAUUAAUGCCUUCAAUUUCUUGAAGGAAGAUAAAAAGAAGCUCCUAUCUGAAAAGAAUGUUCAUAUUCACUUUAUGUCUGGAGCCAUUCCCAAAGAUGGUCCUUCUGCUGGUAUUGCCAUCUGUACAGCUUAUUUGUCUCUCGCUAUGGGUAAAUCAGUUCCUGCUAAUAUUGCCAUGACUGGUGAAUUAUCAUUGACUGGAGAAGUAUGCAAGAUUGGUGGUCUUCAAGCUAAGAUUAUAGCUGCUAAAACAUUAAACAUAGAUCAAAUUAUUUGUCCUUACAGUAACUUGAGCGAUGUCCAUGAUUUCCCUAGACUUCUCUUAGAUGGAUUGACAAUCUACUUCGUUAAAGAAUAUAAAUAGGUUUAUGACAUCGUUUUUGAAGAUAAAAGAGGUAGUCUCGUCCCUAAGGGUGUAGUAGUAUUGAAGAAUGGCAACUUCAUAAAUAAUCCAAUGGAUGUCUAAAUAAAUAAUUAAAAUAACACAGAAAUGCCAUUUAACUCUAACGUUAUUAUGAAAGAAAAUAACUAAUGA
Messenger RNA from Tetrahymena thermophila SB210, 3354 nucleotides. Its product is annotated as Lon-related ATP-dependent protease, putative. Gene Ontology annotation, biological process: chaperone-mediated protein complex assembly; mitochondrion organization; proteolysis. Gene Ontology annotation, molecular function: ATP-dependent peptidase activity; ATP hydrolysis activity; single-stranded DNA binding. The record is from RefSeq and is a predicted model, not a curated record. Gene Ontology annotation, cellular component: mitochondrial matrix. NCBI's taxonomy places the organism in Eukaryota, Ciliophora, Oligohymenophorea, Hymenostomatida, Tetrahymenidae. The transcript has 8 exons.